AUGGACGAGCUGCUGACUCCCGUGAGCACCACCUAUCUGAGAAGCAAAAGAGACGCGGAGCCACACCUCUCAGAAACGAGACCGUCCAAGCAACGAGAAGAGAGCCCGGCCCUCUCGAAGGUGGCGUCAGCCGACGACGCCCUCAAAGUCCUCAAGAGCCAGCCAGGCUACGACGCGCUGAUUGCAGCCCUGCGAUAUCUCACAGCCCAUGCCUUCCAGCUUCAGCUCCCAACCCCCCAGAGCGCAUCGAUUGUCCAUGUCCUGGUGACAGAUAUAGCCCCGAACUACUGGACCCUGCUGCGGCAAGGCUCGGCAGACCAUGGCUCUUGCCCGGCCUCAUCACAUCAUGUCGACCUCCUGCUCACCUGUCUGCGCAGCGUCUCGGGUCUCAACGCCAUCGUCGCACACAUCAAGGCCUUGAUACAGGAGUCCAGAUUGGGUAAUCACGAGGCGAAGAGACCCGAUAUCACGUUGAACCUCGACGUCUUUCUGGAUGUGCUCGCUACCCUGCUGGCUGGCGAUGCCGCGAUCCGCAAUCUCUGGACGUCUUCUGCAACCAAGCCGCCAAAUGCUGCCAUGAAGAAGCAACUUGUAGCGCUACUUACAAACGGUCGCAUUCUGUCCACUGCCGCGGAGGCGUCCGCCGUGGUGGGCACCGGAUCCCCCUGGGUUGCAGAUGGAGCCGAGUACAGCAAAUGGAUCGGCCGCAACCUCUCGUCUUGGGCGAAGACGCACUUCUCCGACGACGAAAACACCUUUUGUUUUGAUGUCUUCCAGCGCUCGAUGUCUCUUGGAUAUCCUGGAAGCUUGGCCAAGACCAUUAUCGACGAGCUUCUAUUAUCCAAAGAUGGGGGCCCUGGUGCAUUUACUCAAGUCUGUUUCUACCAGUCCCGGCUGUCGAAGAAGGUCAUGGACAUGUUGUUCGAAUACUUGGCGCAGCGAUUCCUCAACAAUCUGAAUCUCGACAACGUGGAGUCGCAUGCCACCGUGGCGGCUGUCGCUGGUAUAAUUGACGCCGUGACAGGGAACGACGAUGUGCGCAAAACUCAUCUCAUCACCUGGUGUACGGCAUCGUCGGGCGCAGGCCUUGGGGACGGAGUCGGCAUCCGUCGCGCCGCCGUCGCAGUCCUGGCCCAGGACAAGGAAGCCAUCUCGACCGUGCUAGAGAAGAGCUUGGCCCAGUUUGGAGAUCAGCUCUACAUCAAGCAUGCUGCAAUGCUCCAGCAGGAAGUCCACACCCAGGUGCUCCUGCUCAGCGCCGGAUACGUGGCCAGGCUUGCACCGAUCAAGUUGACCAUGCUGCUGAAAUGCGGCACGUAUAUGAAUGCAAUAUCCAACCGGAUUGCCGCUACCCAGACGAGGGCACGUUUCCUCGGAAUAGUAGUUGGAGAAGCUCUAUCUGCCUUGGUCGACAACAAGACCAAGAAACUCGACUUUCACAUGGAAGAAAUGGAGACAGACGAGGCCGAGUGGCUCAAGGGACUCGCCAAAGCCACCGAUCGCGUAGGCCCCUUUGGCUCUAUUGUCUCUGCGGCCGCCUCCAUCCCGCCGGCCCUGUCCCCCGCCCCAGCCGUGACGAAGCCAAAGCCAAAACCAAAGCCAAGGCCGAAGUCUGUAGCCAGUGUUCCGACGGCCAUCAUCGAGGAAGUCAAUUCCUCCGAUACAGACGAGGAACUCGUUCCCCACGCAAAGGGCUCAGACCCCGAAGACUCCGACGACGACGCCGCGCUUGUCCAACGCAACAAGCCCAAGGCUCCGGUAUACGUUCGCGACCUAAUUACGUAUCUCCGGGAUUCGGAGAGCUACGACAAGCAGAAGCUGGGGCUGCAGACGGCUCCCGUCUUGAUUCGCCGCAAGGCCAACUUUGGCACCGAAGUCAGCGCCCACGCCGAGGAACUAGCCAGCCUCCUCGUCGGGCUACAAGACAAGUUUGGCAUGGACGACUUUGUCGACAGACGGCAGCAGGGGAUGAUUGCACUCGUGGUAGCGCAGCCCAAGUCAAUGGCGCCUUGGUUCGCUCGCACCUUCUUUGAGGGCGACUUUUCCCUCGCCCAGCGGACAACAGUGCUCGUGACGCUAGGCCUCUCUGCUCGGGAACUUGCCGGCUACGAAACGUCUGAACACCAAUCGGCAGCUUCCUUCCCUUCCAAGAGACUCCCGGGAAAGAUGGAGCAGCUCUACCUCGAUUCUUCCCAACAGCCGGAGCCGUCAUCCUCGUCACGCCUCAAGGCCCUUCCGCCUACCGCUCUUGAGAUCGUCACGCAAUCUCUCACCUCUUCCUUCCUCGGACCCCUGGCUGCCGAGGCCGCCGAUGCCACCAGCGGGCCGGACGUCCUGAAGCUGCAGACCUUCACGGAGCGCUACAAGUCAAAACGGAAAGCAAAGCCUCGCGUCCGGGCCAUACCCAACACAACAGCCGCCCUCCUCGCCGCGUACUUCUUCUCCCCCCUCACCGCGCAUUUCCAGCUAGCGCUCCGCUCCUCCAGGCCCGCCGUCCUCAACCCGGGCCUACUCUCCCUUUACCUCCAGACCCUCGCCAUCGUCGUCAACGCGGCGGGUCCCUCAACCCUGGCCCUGCCGCAGCUCACGUCUGAGCUGUGGGACUUGUUGCUGCGGGUCCGGACUCACGCGCUGGGCGACCUGGGGGCCAUGAAGGGAUGGCUCGUGGCUAUGACGGUGCUCAUCGAGGUGAACGAGGGCGACAUGCGCCGGCUGUGCGAAGAGCAGGGCCGUGAGGUGGUGGAAACGAGGGAGUGGGUCGGCGGCAUCUUUGAGCGGACGAGGGGCGAGGAUGGUGGCGAGGAGAACGAGGUCAAGAUGCUGGCAGCCGGUGUACUGAUCAAGCUGGGCGAGGCGAUUGAAAUGUACCAGGCAUUGCUGAUGGGGGACUUGAUUGGGUUUUCCUAA
Messenger RNA from Hirsutella rhossiliensis, 2907 nucleotides. Its product is annotated as telomere length regulation protein. Gene Ontology annotation, cellular component: cytosol. The coding region runs from base 1 to 2907 and encodes 968 amino acids. The transcript is spliced from 3 exons. Gene Ontology annotation, molecular function: telomeric repeat DNA binding; Hsp90 protein binding. Lineage: Eukaryota; Fungi; Ascomycota; Sordariomycetes; Hypocreales; Ophiocordycipitaceae. Gene Ontology annotation, biological process: telomere maintenance via telomerase; protein stabilization. The record is from RefSeq and is a predicted model, not a curated record.